Messenger RNA from Sphaerulina musiva SO2202, 1186 nucleotides. RefSeq lists its product as uncharacterized. Bases 1 to 975 code for a protein of 324 amino acids. NCBI's taxonomy places the organism in Eukaryota, Fungi, Ascomycota, Dothideomycetes, Mycosphaerellales, Mycosphaerellaceae. The transcript is spliced from 2 exons. Gene Ontology annotation, biological process: lipid metabolic process. The record is from RefSeq and is a predicted model, not a curated record. Gene Ontology annotation, molecular function: oxidoreductase activity, acting on the CH-CH group of donors.
AUGGAACUCAUCCCAGGCAUCCUCCCCCCCUCUCGGGAGAAUUGGGAACUCAUCGUCUACUACUGGCAAUUCUUCCCACUACUCACAGCAGUCCAAUGGCUCAUAGACUUCUACCCUCAAGGCAAAACCUCCAUCGACUCACGCUUCAACCUUCCCGGAAAAUGGGCCUGGUUCAUCAUGGAAAUUCCCGGAUUUCUCAUCGUGCUCUACUGCGCAUUUACCCUUCCCGUCAAACUCGGUCUCUCCUCCCCCUCCUCCUCUCCAUCAGCAGCAGAAGGAGGAGAACAAGGUCUCCCCUACGCAAACUGGACAAUGAUAACCCUCUACACAAUCCACUACAUCUACCGCGCAAUUCUCUCCCCCUUACUCCUCAAUCCAUCCAUGUCUCCCAUCCACCCCAUCGUAUUUUUUUCCGCUUUCGCCUGGCAAGUCCUCAACGGCCUUUCCCUCGGCGGUUGGUUAGCAGGCUAUGGCCCCACAACCGUAUACGACUGGGCAGGAAGAUUAUAUACCAUGGAAAUUGGUCUUGUCAUUUUCGGUUGGGCGUUUUUGGGAAAUAUUUUUCAUGAUGAUGAUUUACGUGAGAUUAGACGUGCUGCGGGAAGAAGACAGAGGGAACAAGCAGCAGCUGCGCAGGCGGAGGCGAAGCAGUCUCCAUCUCAACCUCCUCAAACAGAGGUAAAACCCCAAGAAGGAACAACAACAACAACAACAACAACAACAGAAAAACUCUACAUGCUCCCCAAAAACGGCCUUUUCCACUUCAUUCUGUACCCGCACUAUCUCUGCGAAUGGAUCGAAUGGUUUGGAUUCUACAUGAUUGGCGGUUGGGACUGUAUUCCCGCUCGGACUUUUUUACUUAAUGAAAUUUCUACCAUGUUGCCGAGGGCGUUGGCCGGCAGGAGAUGGUAUGUGGAGAAAUUUGGAAAGGAGAGGGUUGGGAGGAGGAAGGCGAUUAUACCGGGGAUUUUGUGAGGAAGAAAUAAAAAAGAGAAGGGGGGAGGGGGACAUAUGAUGAUGAGGGUUUAAGAGGUGAUGAUGGUUGAUGGGGGAAACCUGAGGAGUGGAGAUGGAGAGGGAGGGGGGAUUAAUCAUACCUGAUCUUUCGAGAAACAAAGAAAAACGAGAGACUCGACUCGACGAGCACAAGAAGAAACGAAACGGGUUCAAAACUACUCUACCUUAC